Messenger RNA from Daldinia loculata, 660 nucleotides. RefSeq lists its product as uncharacterized. The record is from RefSeq and is a predicted model, not a curated record. NCBI's taxonomy places the organism in Eukaryota, Fungi, Ascomycota, Sordariomycetes, Xylariales, Hypoxylaceae. The transcript has 3 exons. The coding region runs from base 1 to 660 and encodes 219 amino acids.
AUGGCUGAAAAACAGAUGGAUCAGUCCCAAGCUCGUCGACGACGACGAGAUGGAUCUUCAGGUGUACAACAGCGUUUGUACACAAAGGAAAAACCAUAUGUCUGUCAUUGUGGGUCGGCCUAUUCUCGUCGAGAUCUCUUGACCCGCCAUCAACGUAUUACACAUGAGACUUUGUCGCCAAGGUCGCCUGAUGGCCCGCCGUCGGAAGACAAUCAUCAGUUGGCCGCGGCCGAAGAGGAUCCUCCUUCCGAGGACCCUAUUUCCUCUGCCGCAUCUAUUCCGGAUAUGAAUAUGAACCACAAUAUUCAGCAGCACCACCAACAACAACAACAGUAUUCAAAUCCGAACCACGGUUUAGCUAUUCACAACCAGGCUGUCACCCAGCCCUACCAGUUAAUCACCAGCCAAGAAUUCUACCCCAAUGGCCAGCACUAUUCCGGGUUUGACCAUUUCCAGGAAAUACACGGUUUCCCAGACCCGGUCAGUCUACCUCCGGAAUGGAGUCCAUAUCUUCAUAGUCCGGGCCUAGAGCAAGAUAUGGUGGAUCCUGCUUUACGAGGCUCGAUGGUUGACGUAUCGUCGCCUCUUUCCAAUGAGAAUUUCUCGGUGCACGGCUACAAUCCUUGGAUGUCACCGACUGCUCAGAAAUGGGGCAAUUAA